CCCAGUAGAUAAAUAGAUAGAUAAAACUUAUAACACUAUAAGUUUGGUUUUAUUUUCAUUCUUACUUUCUGUUCGCUAGAAAAUGUGUCAAUCAAAGUAAGUUUGCUUGGCCUUGAUUCUUACUGGCUGUAUUAGUCAAUACAGACAUCUGAUUGGAGAAGGGAAUUAAGUCCCACCCCUCCAGGUUGAAGUUCGGCAGCGCAGUCAAAGCGACAACACAAGCAGACAAGUAGUUAUAAACUAGUUAAGCUGAAAAAAAAAGAGCGUGGAUAAAUUAAAUUAAAGCAACCUUGAGAUGACACAUAGGAGAAGUGGAAGAGGUGAUUAUAUGAUCUGUGUGCCAGGAGUUGAAUGCUUUUGGCAGAGUCUUGGCUAGGUUUUUGAGAUUCCCUGGAGAUACCCUUAGAUUUGGAUUUUGGAUUCUCCUUGACGAAGGAGAUGGCGAGCCAGUACUGAACCAGAUCCCCUUACUUAUCCCAAGGAGUUGGAACCAUCUUUGCCCAGAGGAGAAGACCAUCCCGGCCUUCAUUCUCCAUCAUUUGAGUGGUAGGACUGUGACAACUUCACACCUUACCAUAUGACUUCUGACAGAACUAAAACGUUUUGAACUGAAACUGACCCUCUGACUUAAGCUAGCUGAACGGACGACAACUAACUAAACUGGAACUUGAGUGGAUCAAAGGAAUCCUGGACUUUAUUAAUCUUGAACUCUAUUCAUACCAAAGACAUUUCCUUGUGGAGUUGAACUGUGUUGGGUAUUAUAUUUCUAAGGUGGUUUAUGUUAAUUUCAACACUGUGAAACUAUUUUUGUUCCAGAGUCCUGGUUAAGAAAGGACCUUUGUUAUUUUUCAUUAUACAACUUUCAAUACAUUCACAUUUGAUGUUAAAGUACCCUGUGGCUCCAGUUGCUUAUUGUGUCUUUCAUACUCUUUCAACUCCUCCUAAGAACCUAGACACUGGUCCUAAAUGUAUUUGAGUAUUCUGUUAACUACAUGUGGGUUACAGACGUAAUUGUGGCGAGCCAGCCAGGAGGAGUUAAUUUGUAAAGAAAUUAAUGUGGACAUUCUUUGAGUAGCUGGAGCAACAGAAGGCUGUUUUAACAUUCAAUUACUUUGAGUUUUGUAGUAAUUCGCUUUAAUUUUCAACUUGAAAGGUAUUCCUGGUGCAUUAACCUAAAAGAAAAAUGGAAGUUGUAAAAUUACAGAACAUUAAGGUUCAAAAUGCUGUUUUAGUUAGUGGACUAACUCACAGUGAAAUAGACAAUGAAGUUUUUGACUUCCUGAAACAGUUUGGGUCCGUAGCUAGGUUAGUUGAAGUGCCUUCUGCGGGUAAAGAAGUGAAAGUUAUCGUUGAGUUCCAACAUGAAGCUACAGUCAAAGAGCUAGAGAAACAACACCUACCUCUCAACAGAGUUUGUACUGCAAACCCGCAGGUUGUUCACUACGUUCAAAGCCUAAUGAGUGUUUAUAGCAGUGAAGUUAGUGCUUCUGCAACAGUAGCUUACCUGACUGAGCUGAAAGAUCUAGCACAGAGGAGUAGCAAAUCAUUUGAAGACAUUUUGAGAGAGGAGUUGGCUAGGAUAGGAGAGUCAGUGGGAAGAGAGACUCAAGAUAAUGGUACUGAAACUCCUGCAGAACCAGCACCAACACCUCUCACAGACGAACCACAAGUUAUGCCACCCAUCUCCCUUGCUGAUGAAGAGGCAAGCUCAGUUAGCAUCACAUCCCAGACUGCUGAGGUUGUCACAGAGAUUACUUCCCAUGAAGAUGGAAAAAUGCAUUCCCCCCAAACCCCAGCAGAACUACACAGCACACCCGAGGUGCAGCGUGUCAUUGUGGAGCACAUCGUUAGAAGCAAUGAGAUGGCUCCUCAUUCCAACUUGUCCUACAAGCUGAAACCUUUCUCAGGGAGAGUUCCCCACCCGGCUUUUGAAGUUGAUUAUGAUGCUUGGCGUAGCAGUGUGGAAUUUUGCUUGAAUGAUCCUGUGAUUUCAGAUACCCAGGUUGUGAGGAAGAUUGUUGAGAGCCUCUCACCCCCAGCAGCACACAUUGUGAAAUCACUAGGUCCAAAAGCCACCCCUAAGGCUUAUCUUAAACUGCUUGACUCAGCCUAUGCAACAGUGGAAGAUGGUGAUGAGCUCUUUGCUCGCUUCUUGAACACCAACCAGAAUGUUGGUGAGAAAGCUUCUGAUUACUUGCAAAGGCUACACACCACCUUGAGUUCGGUCAUAAGCAGAGAAGGGAUUGUUCCUAGUGAUGCUGACAAACAACUUCUCAGACAGUUCUGUCGUGGCUGCUGGGAUAGCCCAUUGCUAUUGAGUCUCCAGCUUGAACAACGUAAAACUGAUCCCCCAUCUUUUGCUGAGUUUCUUCUUCUACUCCGUACUGAAGAGAAUAAGCAGGCAAGCAAAGCAACGAGAAUGAAACAACAUCUAGGGAUCACUAAAACCAGAGCUCUUUCACACGUGCAGACCACAUUAAUGUCAAGCAUGGACAGUUUUGAUACUACCUCAGAUCCCGAUAGUGUUUCUUAUGCUGCCCAUAAUGACCUCAAGAAGGAGAUUGCAGAUCUUCGUGCUCAAAUAGCACAACUCAAAACCUGCACCACUGAGAAACCUGUAAAAAAGGCAUCAAAAGAAACCAAAAAACAACUGCAAAAGACACAAAAUGAAUCAGCAAUGAAAGAGAUUAAACCAGAAAGGAAAGAAAUGAAACAAAUUACAGCAACAUUGCAUAAACCCAAGCCUUGGUAUUGCUUCAGAUGCGGUGAAGAUGCUCACAUUGCUUCUAGCUGCAAUAACGACCCAAAUCCUGCGUUGGUAGAGGCAAAAAGGAGAGCGCUCAGAGAAAAGCAGCGGGUGUGGGAAAUCUCCAACACACCUGACUUAUCUGAUUUAAACUAGUUCAAGCUUCUGUUGAGGGACAAACAGAAGCUAACAAUGGAUCACGUCCCGCCUUUGCAAAUACUGAGAAGGCCUUAAGCUUACAUACUGCUGCUAACGGUAACAGAAAACUGCCUAGCCGACUUGUGGGAAAAAAAUGUACAACCAGAGUAGCUGUCGAUGGAGUGGACUGCAACUGUCUCCUGGAUACAGGCUCACAAGUCACAACCAUAGCCAUGGCCUUCUAUCAAGAUCACUUAUCUGAACACCUCAUUAAGCCCAUCUCUGACCUCCUUGAAGUCGAGGGAGCAAAUGGCCAGAAUGUCCCAUAUCUAGGAUACGUGGAAACCAACAUUAGGUUUUCCAAAGACUUCCUGGAGACUGAACCUGAAAUUGCCACCUUGGCACUAAUUGUGCCUGAUCUUCGUUCAAAUAGCGAUAUUCCACUGCUUAUUGGCACAAACACUCUUGACCCCUUAUAUGAGCAGCAUGGUGAGGAGCCCAUGUCUCGUUGGAAGUCCCUUCCUUAUGGCUAUCAACAGGUUUUAAAAACACUUGAAGUCAGGAGAAAACAAACAGAGAGUGGGAAAAUAGGCCUGGUGAAACUCAAAGGACGGACCCAGGAAGUCCUUCCAGCAAAUCAGAAGGUGCUGCUUGAUGGUUUUGUGUGUGCCAACCAAGCAAAAUCUGAACAAUGGGCACUAAUUGAGCAACCAACUAGCUCCUCUUUACCUGGUGGUGUCUUUGUAGAUUGCUGCCUUAUCACUUUGCCAAAGAAGGGUCCCUACAAAGUUCCUGUACUACUCAGAAAUGAGACAAAUCAUGACAUCACACUGCCCACAAACUGCGUAAUAGCAGAGCUAGUUGUUCCUGAUUGUGUCAUUCCAAAUCCUAUGCCAGACGAGAAAAGUGGCCCAAAAAUUUCUGCUAACUGUUCUGCUCAGCAGCAGACAACAGAUACAAAAUCUACCCUGAGUUUUGACUUUGGCAUUUCACCUCUCUCUGAAGAGUGGAAACAAAGAAUCACUCAAAAGUUAAACUCUUUCUCUGAUGUCUUCUCCCACCAUGACCUCGACUUUGGUCACGCAAACAAGAUUCAACAUCACAUCAAGCUUAAAGAUGAGACUCCAUUCAAACAGAGAUCCCGGCCCAUUCACCCUCAUGAUUUUGAAGCAGUCAAAAAGCAUCUUCAAGCUCUUCUAGACGCAGGCAUCAUCAGUGAAUCCGAGUCCCCAUUUUCAUCGCCAAUUGUGGUGGUGCGGAAAAAGAAUGGUGAUGUGAGACUAUGUGUGGAUUAUCGGAAACUAAAUCUGCAGACCAUCCGUGAUGCCUAUGCAUUGCCAAAUCUGGAGGAGUCCUUUUCAGCCCUGGCGGGAUCACAGUGGUUCUCUGUGAUGGACCUCAAGUCAGGGUAUUAUCAAAUCGAGAUGAAUGAAGCAGAUAAACCAAAGACAGCUUUUGUGUGCCCCUUUGGGUUCUAUCAGUUCAAUCGUAUGCCCCAGGGAAUCACGAAUGCCCCGAGCACUUUUCAAAGGCUCAUGGAAAAAUGCAUGAAAGACAUCAAUUUGAAAGAAGUGCUCGUCUUCCUGGAUGAUUUGAUCGUGUUCUCCAGUACACUUGAAGAGCAUGAAACCAGACUCAGUCAUGUCCUUGAACGCCUGAGAGAAUACGGACUCAAGCUCUCACCCGAAAAAUGUAAGUUUUUUUCAAACCUCUGUCCGCUAUCUUGGACACAUUGUAUCCAGGGAUGGAGUAAAAACUGAUCCUGAGAAGGUCGAAACAUUAAAAACCUGGCCAAGACCACAGACCCUGAAAGAACUUCAGUCAUUCCUGGGAUUUACUGGUUACUACCGUAGGUUCGUUAAAGACUACUCAAAGAUAGUCAAACCGCUUACCUCUCUCACCGCCGGUUACCCUCCUAAACGUAAAGGUUUUAAACCCAGUCUGGAUGAUUGCAAGUAUCUAAACCCCAAAGAACAUUUUGGUGAACGCUGGACUGAUGCAUGUCAGCAAGCCUUCGAAGGCAUAAUUGAAACACUCACCUCUUCACCUGUGCUUGGCUAUGCUGAUCCGAAGUUGCCAUACUUCCUUCAUACAGAUGCGAGCACCACUGGAGUGGGAGCCGCACUCUACCAGGAACAGAAUGGACACACACGUGUAAUUGCCUAUGCCAGUCGAGGUUUAUCCCGUAGUGAAUCCAGAUAUCCUGCUCAUAAACUAGAAUUCUUGGCUCUAAAAUGGGCCAUAACCGACAAAUUCCAUGACUAUCUGUACGGCAACACCUUUACUGUUGUCACAGAUAAUAAUCCCUUAACGUACCUCCUCACCACAGCAAAGCUUGAUGCUGCUAGUUACCGCUGGCUGGCAGCACUGUCCACGUACACCUUCGACAUCAAAUACAGAGCUGGCAAACAGAAUCUUGACGCUGAUGGCUUAUCUCGGAGGCCUCAUGGAGAGCUGGAGGAAGAUGUUGUUUCUCAAGAGGAAUGCCAGCGCAUUGAACAGUUUAAAUCUCAUAUAUUGUCCUCUGUAAAUGAAGCUGAUCCUCAACUCCUCCAUGCAAAAACAGUCACUGCUACUUGUCAGAGGCAUAUGGCUCUAACACAAAAUGAUCACUCGUUUGGGCUGGUACAGUCUCUUGCCAUGUCCCCAGCUGCCAUUCCCACUGUCUUUGAGGAGGAAGAUUCCAAUAAUGGUCUUCUGACCAUACCCAAGUACAGUCACCCUGAUCUUGUGCAGAUGCAAAGAGAUGAUCCUGUCAUUGGCAAAGCAAUGAGCUUGUUAGAGGCAGGAAACAACUUACCUACAAACUUCAAAGCUGAUUCCCAUGAUCUCUACUUGGUUUUAAAGGAAUGGAAACGUCUUGAAAUCCAAAAUGAUCUUCUCUAUCGGAAGCGCCUAUCAGGAACAGAAACUGUGAUGCAGUUGCUUCUCCCAGAUGUUCUCAGACCCACAGUGCUUCAGAACCUUCAUGAUGAUAUGGGCCAUCUCGGGAUUGAGCGCACACUUGAACUUGUCAGAUCUCGCUUCUAUUGGCCUAAGAUGGCUGCAGAUGUUGAAAGGAAAGUGAAGACUUGUGAAAGGUGUGUCCGCAGAAAAGCCCCGCCUGAUAAAGCAGCCCCACUUGUAAACAUUCAGACUACCAGACCCAUGGAGUUAGUCUGCAUGGACUUCCUCUCGCUAGAGCCGGAUAGCAAAAACACAAAAGACAUUCUAGUGAUCACUGAUCACUUUACCAAGUACGCCGUGGCCAUGCCUACAAGAGACCAAAAGGCCAGUACUGUGGCCAAGUGCCUUUGGGAACAUUUCUUAGUCCAUUACGGUUUUCCUGAGCGACUCCACAGUGACCAAGGGAGAGAUUUCGAGUCACAUACCAUCCGAGAACUGUGUUCUUUGUUAGGUAUACGGAAGGUUAGAACCAGUCCAUAUCACCCCAGAGGAAACCCAGUCGAACGCUACAAUCGAACCUUACUCAGUAUGUUGGGUACAUUAAAAGACAAAGAGAAAUCCCAUUGGUGUGAGUAUGUAAAGCCCCUCACUCAUGCUUACAACUGUACAAAAAAUGAUGUCACAGGCUUCUCUCCAUAUGAAUUAAUGUUUGGGAGACAACCCCGGCUGCCCAUAGAUAUUGCCUUUGGACUACCAGUCACCAACAAAUCACCCCAGUCACAUUCACAGUAUGUGAAAAAGUUGAAAAGCCAUCUUGAGGAAAGCUACCUAGUAGCCAUCACAAACUCUCGCAAAAUGGCUGAAAAAAACAAGAAGAGGUUUGACAAAGUCAUCCGUGAGUCCACAUUGGAUGUUGGGGACAGAGUCUUAGUCCGCAAUCUUCGUCUCAGGACCAAACACAAACUGGCAGACAAAUGGGAGCAAACAAUAUAUGUAAUCACCAAGAAAAUGGGAGAGUUGCCUGUAUACUCACUGAAACCAGAGAAAGGAGAUGGACCAUUGAGAACGCUUCACAGAGACCUCUUGCUCCCUUGUGGUUUUCUUUCUCAGACAGAAGAAGAGAGGCCAGAGCAUGGCAGUAAACCUAAGAGACCACAAACCCGACAAAGUACAGUCCAACCAGAGGAUCACAACUGGGUUCAAGAGGAGGAUGAGGAAAUCUGUUAUCAGUUUGAACCAUCACAAGGGACAAGAGAGGUACAUUUUAUCAAAGUCUAUGACACAACAAUACCGACCUCAGACAAAGACAAAGAGGAACCUAAGAAGUCUGAAAGAGAGCCUUGCAUGAACCAAUUUGCAGGACCAUUGGGCCAACAGGAAGCCUUAGCUUCUGGAAGUCACCUAUCUGAAAUACCUACUGGAACUCUUCACUCACCAGGUACACCAAUCAGGGAGACACCGAAGGAGUCCAGCCAACACUUGUGUGUACCUGAAAAGGAAAAGGCGACAGAUUCAUACUUACCGGAUUCGGAGUAUGGAAACACAACAGAUGAGGAGUCCGAGCCUCUUUCCAGUGGCAACUCUGACUUUAAGUCAAAAGACAGUUACUCAGACUUGCCUCCAUCCAUGCCAGAUAUUCCAGCAGAUCUACCAGACUUACAGGAAGGAAGCUCUGAACAGACUAGGGACCAAGAAGCUGUUGGAAUAGAAAUAAGAAACCAGCUAAAAGAGCACUUGGAGACAAAAGUACAAAAAAAUGACUCAGAAAUUCCUCAACCCGUCAGAAGAUCAGAGAGGAAUCGUCAGCCAUCACGAAGAUUUCACUAUCCUGAACUAGGAAAUCCUUUAGUCACAGUAGUUAAGUCACUUUUCCAAGGGUUAAGUACAGCUUUUAGUGACUCUCUGAAUGCUGAUGAUAGGGAUUGGUGGUCACAGAGUCAAGCUUAUGAAAUCACAACACCUAUUUUAGGGUAGAGUCAACAUGCACCGGGACGUGCAUGAUAUUUAAAAGGGGAGGAUGUAACCCAGUAGAUAAAUAGAUAGAUAAAACUUAUAACACUAUAAGUUUGGUUUUAUUUUCAUUCUUACUUUCUGUUCGCUAGAAAAUGUGUCAAUCAAAGUAAGUUUGCUUGGCCUUGAUUCUUACUGGCUGUAUUAGUCAAUACAGACAUCUGAUUGGAGAAGGGAAUUAAGUCCCACCCCUCCAGGUUGAAGUUCGGCAGCGCAGUCAAAGCGACAACACAAGCAGACAAGUAGUUAUAAACUAGUUAAGCUGAAAAAAAAAAGAGCGUGGAUAAAUUAAAUUAAAGCAACCUUGAGAUGACACAUAGGAGAAGUGGAAGAGGUGAUUAUAUGAUCUGUGUGCCAGGAGUUGAAUGCUUUUGGCAGAGUCUUGGUGAGUUAAGUUUUGAGUUUUGCUAAUGUGGCUAACAAUAGUAGCCAGUGCUGUCGGCCAACACGUGGCACCGCAGCGUGUUUUUCCUUUUCUUAUUGCUUAUAUGUUAACUUUACAUUGUAUAUGUAUUGAUUUUGAGAGUUAAAGCAGUAUAUCUCUGUUAGGAAAUAUUAAAAUUAUGAGUUAUAGCAGUCUUUUACUUUGGUGUAUAAGAUUACUUUUGUACUUAACUGUUUACACUGGAAGCCUGGCUGCUAAGUUAUUCACUGCUAGUGCUAAUAAUAAUAGGUAAUGUUGGAUAUGGAAAACUGGAUAUGUGCAUUUAAGCUAUAACCUUUUAUAAGAAAAUAUAAGGUGUGUAAAAUACCUAAUGUGGUUAUUUCAUAAUUUAAAGAGAGUUGUUAUAUACAUAAAUAUGCAUGUUAUCAUUUAAAAAAAAAAAGGAAAAGAAGUCCUAUGUUAACUUGAUGGUUAAAACAUUAAAUAAUCAUAAUUCAUGGUUAAAAAAGCUACAAAUAGUUCAUGAAUGGUGUGAGGAUGAUAAAGUACUCCAUAGGAGAAAUGCUGUACAGUUAAAAAUAUUUCAUUAAUUUAAUUACUAUUGUGUGCAGUAGUAUUUUGAUGUGAUUUCAUAUACCGUUGUCAUGGUGAAGUGGGAUGUCAUUGACUCAAUGUAGUAAUAGCCUUAUUCUCAUACAGGCUAGGUUUUUGAGAUUCCCUGGAGAUACCCUUAGAUUUGGAUUUUGGAUUCUCCUUGACGAAGGAGAUGGCGAGCCAGUACUGAACCAGAUCCCCUUACUUAUCCCAAGGAGUUGGAACCAUCUUUCCCCAGAGGAGAAGACCAUCCCGGCCUUCAUUCUCCAUCAUUUGAGUGGUAGGACUGUGACAACUUCACACCUUACCAUAUGACUUCUGACAGAACUAAAACGUUUUGAACUGAAACUGACCCUCUGACUUAAGCUAGCUGAACGGACGACAACUAACUAAACUGGAACUUGAGUGGAUCAAAGGAAUCCUGGACUUUAUUAAUCUUGAACUCUAUUCAUACCAAAGACAUUUCCUUGUGGAGUUGAACUGUGUUGGGUAUUAUAUUUCUAAGGUGGUUUAUGUUAAUUUCAACACUGUGAAACUAUUUUUGUUCCAGAGUCCUGGUUAAGAAAGGACCUUUGUUAUUUUUCAUUAUACAACUUUCAAUACAUUCACAUUUGAUGUUAAAGUA
This is a messenger RNA of Dicentrarchus labrax (European seabass), 9384 nucleotides long. RefSeq lists its product as uncharacterized. The record is from RefSeq and is a predicted model, not a curated record. The coding region runs from base 1184 to 2902 and encodes 572 amino acids. The transcript is spliced from 2 exons. Gene Ontology annotation, molecular function: nucleic acid binding; zinc ion binding. Lineage: Eukaryota; Metazoa; Chordata; Actinopteri; Moronidae.